GUGAGUGGCUUCGAGGGAAAUUUCCAGGUGGUGGUGUUCCUAUGUGCCUGCUGCCCUUGUUCUUCUGAAAACUGGUGGUCAUGGAUUUGGAUAGUGCUGUUUCAGGAGGAAUGGUGGGUUUCUGAAGUGCAUCUUGUAGAUGGUACACACUGUGACUGUGCAUCAGUGGUUGAUGAGUGAAUGUUUUUGAAUGGGUUGCCAAUCAAGUGGGCUGCUUUGUUUUGUGGCUAGCUGCUUGAGUGUGGUUGGAGCUGCACUCAUCCAGGCAAAUGGAGAGUAUUCCAUCACAGUCUUGACAUGUGCCUUACAGAUGGUGGGUAGGCUUUAGAGAGCCAGGAGCUUUGUUACUUGCCGCAGGAUUCCUAGCCUCUGACCUGUGCUUGUAGCCACUGUAUCUAUAUGCCUACUCCAGUUCCGUUUCUGGUCAAUAGUAACCACCAGGAUGUUGAUAGUUGGGAAUUCAGCAAUGGCAAUGCCAUUGAAUGUCAAAAAGCGAUGAUUCGUUUCUUUCUUGUUGGAGAUGGUUGUUGCCUGGCUCUUCUGUGGUGCGAAUGAUAAUUUCCACUUGUCAGGCCAAGUUUGGGUAAUGUCCAGGUCUUCCUGUAUUUGGACAUGGACUGCUUCAGUACCUGAGGAGUUGUGAAUGGUGCGGACCACUGUGCAAACAUUAGGAAACAUGCCCAUUUCCUGCAGUUGAUGGACAAAAGUCAUUGCUAAAGCAGAUGAAGUUGAUUGGGCCUUGGAUACUCCCCUGGAUAACACCUGAAGUGACAUCCUGGGACUCAGAUGAUUGAUGUCCAAUGAUCUCAACCACCUUCCUUUGUGCUAGAAAUGACUCCAGCCAGCAGAGAGCUUUCCCCCGAUUCCCAUUGACUCCAGUGUUGCUAAGGUUCCUUGAUGCCACACUCUAUCAAAUGUUGCCUUGAUGUCAAGGGCAGUCCCUCUCGCCUCCCCUUUGGAGUUCAGCUCUUCUGUUCAUGUUUGAACCAAGGCUGCAAUGAGGUCAGGAGCUGAGUGGUCCCUGUGGAAUCCAAAUUGAGCGCCAGUGAGUAGGUUAUUGCCACAUGUUAGCACUGUUGAUGGCCACUUCUAUCACCUUACUAAUGAUCGAGAGUAGACUGAUGGGGCAGUAAAUGGCCAGGUUGGAUCUGUUUUGCUUUUUUUAUACAGGACAUGCCUGGGCAAAUAUCAACAUCACUGGAUAGAUACUAGUGCAGUAGCCAUACUGGAACAGCUUGGCCAGGGGCACAGCAUGUUCUGGAUCACAUGCCUGCAGUGCUAUUGCUGGAACAUUGUCCGGGCCCAUAACCUUUGCAGUACCCCGUGCCUUCAGCCGUUUCUUCGUAUCACGUGGAAUGAAUCAAAUGGACUGAAGAUUGGCAUCUGUGAUACUGGAACAAGGCCGACAUGGAUCAGCCACUCAGCACAUCUGCAUGAAGGUUGUUGUGAAUGCUUCAGCUUUAUCUUUUGCACUGAUGUGCUGGGCUCCUCAAACUUUGACGAUGGGGCUAUUUGUGAAGCCUCCAUUCAUGAUUGGAUGUGGCAGGACUGCACAGUUAGAUCUGACCUGUUGGUUGUGGAAUUACUCAACCCGGACUAUCAUGUGCUGCUUAUGUUGUUUAGCCAGAAAUUAGUCUUGUUUUGUGGCUUCAGCAGGUUGACACCUCAGUUUUAGUUUUGCCUGGUGCUUUUCCUGGCCUGGAUGAUCCACUGGCUUGGUGGUAAUGGUAGAGUGGAGAAUAUGCCAGGCCAUGAGGUUACAGAUUGUGGCUAAGUACAUUUCUGCAGCUGUUGACCCACAGCACCUCAUGGAUUCCAAGACUAGAGGUGUUAGAUCUGUUUGAAAUAUAUGCCAUUUAGCAUGGUGGUAGUGCCACACAACACAAUGGAGUGUAUCCUCGAUGUAAAGAUGUGUCUUCAUCUCCAUAGGGACUGUGCGGUGUUCACUCCUACCGCUCCUGCCAUGGAUAGAUACAUCUGCUGCAGGCAGGUUGUUGAGGAUGUGUUCAACAAUGAUUUUCUCCUCACUAUCUGCCGCAGACCCGGUCUGUGGUGGUGCUACAAGGAUAUUUUUGGUGGUGGACCCGCCCAGCUUGCAUUCUGUGCCCUUGCCAUCAUCAGUGCAUCCUCCAAGUGGUGUUCAACAUGGAGGAGUUUUGCUUCAUGAGCUGAAGAGUGGAUAGUGGGCGUCUGUACAUUUUAAUCUGCAGGGGGUUUCCUUGAAAAUGGUUGACCCGAGACUGGAAUCGAUUUUGAGGACUCCCAGGGCAACUGUUAUACCUGCUGGUGAUCUGUCCUUUCAGUGGUGGUGGUAUCUGGGAGAUUGUCAGGAAUGUUCCCAUGAGUAUGACUAUGUGAGGCUGUUGCUUGACUAAUGCCAAAACCUUCGUAAGGAUUGAUAGGGAUUCCAGUUGAUGCUAAGUGGCCCAUUUGGUUUUAUUCUUUUAAUAGAACUGAGUGGCUUGCUGCCAUUUCAAAAUCAAGCACAUAGUUGUUGAUCUGUUUGAAAUCGAUCCCAGUUAGCAUAGUGGCAGUGCCACACAACACAAUGGAGUUGAGGUACCAGAGCAGGUUUCACCAUUUAUCGUGGUGAGAUUCAAAACACUGGAAUAUUAUUCUGGAUCAGCAGCAAUACCACAUCACCACUGCUGAUGACACGCCAUUUGUACCACUGAUGGACUUAAAGAGACUCCAAGACUCAAAAAUGCUAACAGGUUCUGACAGAUACAAGUGGAAGACCACACACACAGACACACACACACGUGACUGAAAAGCAAUAAAUGAAUCCCACAAUUUCAUACAGUACUAGAGAAUUAUAGAUACAGAAUUAAUCCCACUGACAGAGAAUUAAUCCCAUACUCACAAAAAGCACGAGGAACUGAAAGACAUAUAUGAUUCCCACACUGACAUAGCAUCACAGACAUAAAAUGCAAUUGACAACUAGAGUGAAUAUCAAUUCAUUCACAGUACGAGAGUUUUAUAUAUAUAUAUAUAUAUAUAUAUAUGUAAAUCCUAGUGACAGAUCCGAAUGCCUGCCAAUCUCAUACACAGCUCCAGAGAAUAACAGAUGCAGACUGAUUGCUGCACUCCCAUGCAUUAACAGAGAUUUCAGAUUCAGAACGAUUUCCAAAUUCACAUGCAAUAGCAUUGGCUGACAAAGAGUCAAACACAUAUUCAAACUAACAUGGGGUAGUUAAAUAUUUUAAGGCAGAGGUAGAUAGAUGUUUCAUAAGCAAAGGGGUGAAUGCUUAUCGGGGGUAGACUGGAAUUUGGAGUUGAGGCUAAAAUCAGAUCAGCCAUUAUCUUCUUGAAUAUCGAGCAGGUCUGAGGGACUGAGUGGUCUCUUCAUGCUCCGAAUUCGUAUGUUCACACACAUCACUUUUAAGAGAUUCAGAAUGAAUCGCAAAUUCACUUACAAUUCCAAAAAGUGACUGAUAGAACAAAUCACUUGCAGGAGAGAGUUCAUGGUCUGAAGUUGCCGAACUCAGUGUUAAGUCUGGAAGGCUGUAAAGUGCCUAAUUGGAAGAUGAGAUUCUGUUCCUCCAGUUAGCUUUGGGUUUUACUGGAAUAUUUCAGCAGGCCAAGGAUGGACAUGUGGGCAUGACAGCAGGAUGGGAUGUUAAAAUGGCAAGCGCCAGGAAGGUCUGGGUCAUGCUUGCAGACAGACUGAAGGUGCUCCAAAAAGCAGUCACCCAGCCUACGUUGGGUCUCUCCAAUGUAGAGGAGACUGUAUUGGGAGCAGCGAAUGCAGUAGCCCAAAUUGAAGGAAGUGCAAGUGAAGUGCUGCUUCAUCUGAAAGGAGUGUUUGGACCCUUGGAUGGUGAGGAGGGAGGAGCUAAAUGGGCAGGUGUUGCACCUUCUGCUCUUGCAUGGGAAGGUGGCAUGGGAGGAGGUGUUGGGGGUGAAGGAGGAAUGGACCAGGUUGUCCCAGAGGGAAAGGUCCCCACAGAUUUCUGACAGUGGGGGUGAGGGGAAGAUGUGUUUGGUUGUGGCAUCAUGCUGGAGUUAGCAGAAAUGGCAGAGGAUGAUCCUUACUAAGCAAUCCUGAUUGAGCUAAGAAUUACACUUGCAGUGUGAACUAGAAGGGCAGAGUUUUAAAAAUAAGGGAUCUCCACAUUCAAGCUGGAGAUAAAGAGGAAUUUCUUCACUCAGAUGAUUGUUAGUCUUUGGAAUUCCCCUUCCCAGAUAGCAGCGGAGGCUGGAUCAUGGAAUAUAUUCCAGACUGAAAUAGACAGAUUUUACAAGGAAAUCAAGGAAUGAGAGAGACAGGCAGGAAAAUGGAGUUGAGGCCAUAAUCAGAUCAGCCAUGGUCUUAUUUAAUGGCAGAGUAGACUCGAGGGGCUGAAAGGCCUCCUCUUGCUCCUAUCUUUAAUGUUCUUAUGCCUGUAAGCUCUUCCCCAUUCUGGUUCCUUUUUCUUUGCACGUUUGGUUUUAAUUUCAUUUUCUCUUGUUUUUGCUUUCGGAUGGCAGCUGUUCAUCAUUCCUCCAUUCACUCUCCUUUAGAAUCAUCUCUGGUUUUUGUUACUUGUUUCUUUACCAUUCCCUGUAGCCUUGCAGCACCAAUUCUUUUGCCAUUGAAGCUCUCCUGCCCUCUACCCUGCAGACUGAACCACAAGACAAAAGGUGUUUACUAAUUUCACUAACGAGUAGCAAAGGAGAAUUAAUUAAUAAUCUGACAGUAAAUGAGCAUCUAAAAAUCUCACAACAUGUUAGAGACAGGCAUUCAGUUCGAGGAGAAUGGUCACACACAUGGUACAGUUUUCACUUUAAGCAAGUUCGAUAAGGAGGGAAUGAGCGAUAAACUGAACUCGUUAAAAUUUGAUCGGUGAUUAACAGAUAAAACAAGACAGGAAACAAUCUGAAACUCAAAUAAGUAUUUAGUACAAUAUGUAGAAUGCAAGCCCGAGGGAAUUAAACUUCACGUUCUUGGUUCAUGAUGAUAUGGGGAACAGAAUUCCAUGUUUUGAGUCAGCGAUUAAGAAGGAACCUGUCCAAAUAUUGAUUAACUGUGUCUUUGACGUGAUGCUGUCUCCGCUAUGCUGAUACUCUCGAUGGGACAUGUCGAAGGGGAGACACUGUUGUCCAAAUUAGCAUGGUGAAUUACUGCAGGGUGUCCGGUAGAUUGGACAUACUGCAGCGUAUACAUAUAAACUUCAUUAUAUACAUUUUUUCCAUUUAAGAGAAUAGCUUUUGCUCUUCAGGCAAUAAUAGCGUGUUAGAGAACUAGAGAAGGCCACUCGGACCAUCAUGCCUGUGUCAGCUCUUUGGGAGAAAUGGGAUGAGAGAAAAUCUAGUCUUGUGUGUGUUUGCCGCAUUUACAGCUUGUGUUCUUGUGUGAAUAAAAAGCAUGACAGAGAUUUGUUUCAGACUGACGAGGUUACUGGAAGCGAUUAGCCAAUUAAAAUUCCUGUGUACGGUAAAGAAAUUUCAGAUAUAUUUGUGGGGAGAGGCCAAAUGUUUCUUUCUUCUUUUAAUGAAAACAUAAAUAGCAGAGAAUGGUUUCGAUCCAUCGACCUCUGGGUUAUGGGCCCAGCACGCUUCCGCUGCGCCACUCUGCUAUUUGCCCCUGUUGCAGCUUCUUGUGUUUGAGUAAUGUUCAUUCCUGUUUUGUUAUUUAAAAAGAGCACAUGUAUUCGGCGGCUCCCCCUGGCGACUCAAUUCCACUUUGCAACUCGCCCAAGAACGUAACAGACAGAGAAGAGCAGUCAGAGACUGUCCGCACACACGAUGAUAGGAAGGCAAAGGAGCAUGGAGUGACUCACCAUUUAUGUAAAGGCGUUCGCUCUUGCAUAAAUACGUCCCCCAUUCGCAGAGAAUUUGCUGUUGCCUAAAUUAGCUCCCUGUGCAUGUGUACUCAUCUUGAAAGGUGCUGCGGUGUUUAAAGUGCUUUCCCGUUUUUUUUAGAUAUCUUCCCUGCUGUGCAACUUUGCUGUCUGCUUGGAAAUGUGUUCACUGCUGAGUUAGAAUCCCACCACGGCAGAUGGUGGAACUUGAAUUCAAUAAAAUAUCUGGAAUUAAAAUUCUAAUGAUGACCAUGAAGCCAUUGUCGAUUGUUCAGCAAAUUGAUGUGUUCCGGAAUGUGUUGCCUAAAAGACUGGUUCAAUUAGAUUCAAAAGUAAAUUUUAAAAGCGAAUUGGACAAAUACAGAAAUGAAGAUAUUUUCAGUGUAAGCAGAGGAAUUGGACUGAUUCGCUUCGAACGGGGUGGCACAGAUGCUAUGAGUCCAAAUAUCACAGACUGCGCUAAUAUUAUUCUUGAAAUGGUGAACAAUAUGACCCAAGAUUCCAAGCGUCUGCGAACACGCCCUAUCUCCAUCAGAAGGGUCUCACUGCGCAGCUGCGGGAAGGCCCAGCCACCGGAAAACGCCUACUGCGCGAAGCAUGCGCAGUGCGGCACCAGGAAAAUGAAUGUGGGUGAUCGUCGCCUCAUUAACACCGACUCUCAGCGCCGCUGCUGCGGGGACGGGGAGCGGGUCGGCGCCGUGAAGCCGAUGGUGCAGCGCUUCCCCCAUCUUCGCCUCCGCUUCCCGGUUUCUUCUCCAGUUUGCACCGAGGGUUUGAUGCGAUGAUGCCUACCUGCUGCAUAUUUGCACAAUUUUCUGUCUUUAUUUAAGACUCCCAGCAGCCACAUGAUUUUGACAGUGAAUUAUUGCAGGUGUUUCUCACAAAACCAAGGCCAGAAACACAAACUGACAAAUGAGGCGUCCUUUUGCAUCAGGGUGGAUGUUGGAUAUGGAAGUCAGUCUCUCGCUGUCUGUGAAGUUAAUCCAAAUCUCUUUUGAAGACAUUGUUUGAACCUGCCUCCAUCAUACUACAGAAGAACGUAAGAAAUAGGAGCAAGAGUUAGCCAUUCAAUGCCAUUCAAUAAGAUCAUGGAUGAUCUGAUUAUGGCCUUUGUUAUUCACAAUAAGAGGUU
Messenger RNA from Carcharodon carcharias (great white shark), 6915 nucleotides. RefSeq lists its product as uncharacterized. NCBI's taxonomy places the organism in Eukaryota, Metazoa, Chordata, Chondrichthyes, Lamniformes, Lamnidae. The record is from RefSeq and is a predicted model, not a curated record. The coding region runs from base 5981 to 6568 and encodes 195 amino acids. The transcript is spliced from 4 exons.